AUGGAAAUAAUUGAUAAUUAUGAAGUUCCAAAAUUACCAUUUAAUCAAAGUCAAUUAAGAAAUUCUAUAAUUUCACCAAGGAAAUCACCAUCGAAAUGGUAUACCAAAUUAUUAAAAAGAGACAGUGAUUCAACAUUUAGUUUUUCAUGUCAAUUGAAAUGGAGAUUGGAUCAAGCACAAGAACAGAUUGAAGAAGAUCAUGAUAGAUACUCAUUGGUUACAGAUGAUUGUUUGGAUUACUCUGGAUCCGGUGGUAGUAGUACAGAGACAUCCGAUUCAGAACCAGAAAAACAGCCAAACUAUUCAAUAACCAGAAAUCAAUUUAAAGAAAAUUAUUUCUUGGGUGUUGAAAUUGGAUGUGGAGCAACAUGUACAGUUCAUUUAGUUACUAAAAAGAAAUCAGGUGAGAGAUUUGCCGCAAAAAUAAUACCAACAAAAAAAGUCUUUACCAAACACUUUAAGACAAUCUCAAAGGAGAUUACAAUUAUAAAAACACUUAACCAUCCAAAUAUAAUCAAACUAUAUGAAUGUUUUUUAACUUUAGACAAUGUAUAUAUUAUUAUGGAUUUUGUGGACGGAGAUGAAUUAUUUGAAGAAAUGUUAAAAAGAAGAAUUUUUAGUGAAAAUGCAGCUAGAGCAAUCGUUAAACAAAUAUUGGAACCAUUGAUCUAUUUACAUAAAAAGAAUAUUGCGCACAGAGAUAUCAAGCCAGAGAAUAUAAAGUUCAGUGGACCGUCAUCGAUGAAACUGUUGGAUUUCGGAUUUGCCAGAUAUCUGCAGGUGGAGGGAAACAAUAACAACGCUAAUCUGCCUUCUGGUACACUAGGCUAUGAGGCACCAGAGAUACUGAUGAAUGCGAAAAAUCAGACCACUGCCGUUGACAUGUGGGCGGUCGGCGUCAUCGUCUACACAAUGCUCUGCGGUUACACGCCUUUCACAUCGGACGAAAUGUUCCAUGAGGAAGAUCAGAUCAACAACACCCCAUUCUGGGUGAUGUUCAACGAGAACACUCCAAGGUUGCGACGUUCAAUCAUGGAGGCACAAUUCAACUUUGACAGCUACCACUGGAAGGACGUCUCCUCGGAUGCCAAAGAUUUCAUAAGUGGCCUGCUGACGGUUGACCCUAGCCAAAGACUCAAAGCAGAGGAUGCAAUCAACCAUCCUUGGUUAAAAACACCAUUGGAUAUUACAUCAAUUACACUUUCACUGCGACAAUUAUAA
Messenger RNA from Heterostelium album PN500, 1221 nucleotides. Its product is annotated as serine/threonine-protein kinase. The transcript has 3 exons. Gene Ontology annotation, biological process: protein phosphorylation. Gene Ontology annotation, molecular function: protein kinase activity; ATP binding. Bases 1 to 1221 code for a protein of 406 amino acids. The record is from RefSeq and is a predicted model, not a curated record. NCBI's taxonomy places the organism in Eukaryota, Evosea, Eumycetozoa, Acytosteliales, Acytosteliaceae.